Messenger RNA from Melospiza georgiana, 1890 nucleotides. RefSeq names its product TOG array regulator of axonemal microtubules protein 2-like. The record is from RefSeq and is a predicted model, not a curated record. The transcript is spliced from 14 exons. The coding region runs from base 1 to 1890 and encodes 629 amino acids. Lineage: Eukaryota; Metazoa; Chordata; Aves; Passeriformes; Passerellidae. Gene Ontology annotation, cellular component: cilium; cytoplasmic microtubule. Gene Ontology annotation, molecular function: microtubule binding. Gene Ontology annotation, biological process: microtubule cytoskeleton organization.
AUGCCCCCCAAAAACCCCGUCUAUGAGUGUGUUAACCAUGGCAGAAUUAAUUCCCUUGUCUGCAAUCGCUUUAACAAUUGCCUGCACAUCUUUCGGAUUGACGGGAACACUAGCUUAGCUGAAGGGUUGUACUCGGCGCAGGCUAUCUUUAUUUUUCGCCAGUCUGUAAGCGGGGUCCGGUCUUUCUCUGAUGAUCCCUUCACCCAUGCGGGAGCGCUGCGACUAGAGACCUUAUAUGCUGUUGCUCUCCCUCUGUUAAGGCUAGUAUCCGAAUCGGAGCUCCCCAACUCCCUCUCGGACUCGUCCCGGCUCGGCCCAUACGGCGGCGGAGAGAUCGUAUCGAUCCGGGUGGUUUCUGACCGUCCCGCUGCCUCCCGCGCCUCCUCCGCCAGCCCCCCCCAAAAACACUGCGCCCGUUGCUCUGCCUCCUGCGUCGGGGAGCUGAAGGAGAAGGGACUCUUCACCAUCCAACACCUGGCUGGGUCCCAUUCAGAGGUCCUGCUUUGUCGACUUCGUGAGGUUUGCUUGGCAGUUACCAGCGAGGUCACCAACCUCCGGUCCAAGGUGUCCUACUCUGCCAUUGUCACUCUGGGAGAGCUCUUUGUGACCUUGAAGAAGGAUAUGGACUCUGAGGUGAAUGAGGUUGCUCGGGUCCUUCUCCAGAUGGUGUCCAGCUCCCCAGAGUUUGUUCAGAAAGCAGCCAGUCAGGCCCUGGGGAUCAUGGUGGAGCAUGUGACUCCUGCACGAGCAAUGACUGCUCUCAUGGACAUGGGAGUCAACAGCCGCCACGCCCCGGUGCGCGAGUGUGCGGCCCAACUCCUCCUGUCCCUGAUGAAGAGAAUUGGAGUCACCCAGCUCGCAGGCACACCCAGGGCUGAGAGGCUGCCACAAGUGGCAGGGAAGCUUGCUCAGGACUGUCACAAGGACACAAGCUCUGUACCUCACUGUGCAGUGUCAAGUGAGGGGAUGGAAAACCAGAAGGCUGAAGGCCCAUCUUUCAAGGAGCCGGUGAAGGAGAGGAACAAUGGCUCAAAGGAGCCCCAGGCCACAUUGUCUUCUAGCAAACGGGUGAAAUCUCCCUCUGAUGGACACCUCCUACACCGUGCACAAGCCCAGGUCACAUCACCUACGGCUGUGGUAGAAACGGAGCUGCUCCAGAAGCUUUACAAUCUCCUGGAAGCCAAGGGGUUUCAGAAAAGGAUGGAAGGAGUGGAACUCCUCCGAGACCUGUGCAAAACCAGCCCCCAGCUCAUCUCCACUAACAUUGCCCAAAUUUUUGAUUAUUUUGUCCUGAGAAUAUCUGACAGCCACAAGAAAGUGAAGCAGAGGGCGCUGGACGUGCUGGCUGAAAUCACAGGAGCCCUGAAAGAUGCCUUGAACCCGGUGAUCAUUGGUUUAGUGGAAGGAAUAACAAAGAACCUGAAUUCAAAGGAUCCCAGGGUUCGUGGGGCAGCUGUGAAAGCACUGGAAGAAUCCAUUGCUAAUUUGGAUAAAGUGUCACUGCUGAAAGAGUUCAGCUACCAAUGGAAUCACCUGAGUGGCCAAGCUCUGCUGGAUGUCACCGAGUGUAUCACAGUGCUUGUGCAGUGGGUUCAUGCCAGGAGCCCUGAAGUCGUCCAGCGUGAUGCCCUGCCUGUGCUCUGGGCCUUCCUGGGGAACAAGGCGCUGCCUGUGCGGAGCGCCAACGUCUGCACCGUGGCCACCAAGCUCGCCUCUGCCCUCUACAAGGUGAUGGGCACCCAGCUGAAGAAAUGUGCUGCCAGCAAGCCUCCACAUUUACGGGAAAACCUCUCCAAAAUGAUGGGCUGUCAUGGCAUGGGGGCCCUGAAGCAACUCCAGAUAGAGGACAAGGUGAAGGCAAUCAUGGCUCAGCCUCACACAGAGAUCUGA